Molecule: messenger RNA, 3330 nt
Organism: Wallemia mellicola CBS 633.66
Lineage: Eukaryota; Fungi; Basidiomycota; Wallemiomycetes; Wallemiales; Wallemiaceae
Exons: 9
Coding region: 66-1382 (438 amino acids)
Cellular component (GO): endoplasmic reticulum
Molecular function (GO): mannosyltransferase activity
Source: RefSeq, a predicted model, not a curated record
GUGACUACAACUAAUGCCAUAGCUGUUGAUCGUUUGAGUUGAAGAUUGCUUUCUCACUUACGUUCAUGAUUACAACACUUUUGGUGCUGAUAUCCACGAUAAGCAUUAUAGCUUUGUCUAUCGGAUGGAUAUACAGGCAGAGGAUUGAUUCACAGCUCGCUGCUGUCGUGGUACUUGGUGAUAUAGGCAGAAGUCCACGUUGUAUGUACCACGCACUCUCACUCUUAGAGAAUGGUUAUGAAGUUAUGCUAGUAGGAUAUGAAGCUUCGACUCCUAUCAAGCAAUUAGUUCAUAAUGACAGAGUGAAGAUAAAAUCCAUAUAUAUACCAGAUACGAAAGGUUUACCAUUUGCAUUGACAGCUCUCAUUAAAGUCGCUUAUCAGAUAUACGGCUUACUCGCGUUAUUUACUUCUUCUCACCGCAUUCCGAGGUGGACACUGGUACAAACGCCACCUGCUAUACCAACUUUAGCAGUUGCUCAACUUCUUAGGAUUGUUACUGGCACCGGUCUUAUAAUUGACUGGCAUAAUACUGCUUUCUCACUUCUUGCUUUGAAAAUUGGGAAGAAGCAUCCGCUUGCGAUAUUAUCUAGAGCUAUCGAAUCAUUCACUGGCAAGUUAGCUGAUAUACACGUAUUCGUCACCGAUGCGAUGAGAAUGCAUUUAAGCAGCAAAUGGGGAUUGAUCGGGACAAAACUUACACUGCACGAUAGACCACCAAGUCUUUUCAAACGCCUUCCAGAAAACGAAAGGAAAACUCUACUAACGAAGCUAAAUUUGAUAGAUGACCCUAAGUUCAUUCCGUCGAGUAGCGAAACGGACAUAAAGACAGCAGUCAUUGUCAGUAGUACUUCUUGGACUCCUGAUGAGAACUUUGAUAUGCUCCUUUCUGCACUUGAGGUUUACGAAAACGCUUCAAAGAAGAACACACACCUUCCUAAUAUCCUCCUGGCAAUAACAGGGAAAGGCCCUCUCAAAGCUCAGUUCGACGAGCGCGUUAGUAAGCUCGAAACGGGUUGGACGAAUGUCAGAGUACGUACAGUAUGGUUAGAAGCAUCCGAUUAUCCGAAGCUACUUGGUUCUGCCCAUCUUGGCUUGUCUUUCCAUGCCAGCUCCUCUGGACUUGACCUUCCUAUGAAGGUUGUCGAUAUGUUUGGAGCAGGUUUACCUGUAUGUGCUCUUAAUUUUGCUUGCCUCCAUGAACUAGUUGUCGAUGGCGUUAAUGGUCUUACAUUUGAAAGUGGUACACAACUGGGACAGCAACUCGUGGACCUACUUGCAUCUAAUUCUAGACUCGUGAAACUUCGCAAUAACGUCAUAAACUCAAACGAAGCAGAUUGGCAAACAAAUUGGAACGAAAAGUUAAAUGACUUAUUAGAAUAGAGUAAUGUAUGCCUGUAUUUAUAAUUUAUUGUAUCAAGAAUGUAGUAAAAUGCUAUUAAAUCCGAAAGUUGAGUCUAAUGUUUUAGACUUAACUAAUCUUUCGAGAUCUCCUUUAUUCUGAUUAGUCGUAAUGGUAAAUCUGUCAAGUUGAGGUCCGCUUAUAUAAAGUGUUUCGUCUUCGAGGAAUGCAGCUGAGUGAUGUACUCCAGACCAAAUGUUUAGUGCUUUACAGGGAAGCUCCAACUUAUUUGGGAUAGGCGAUAUAACGGGGUUUUCGUCCACCAGUUGCAAGCCAACGUUCCAAACUUCUCCAGUAUCAUUCAGAAACCAGGAAUGAGCCCCAGCGACGGAAAUCUUUGUGAUAUAUCUACACCCAGCUUUAUCAAGAUGUUCGCUGAUAUUCCUUGGUUCAACGCCCUUGUCUUCAACCGAACAUAGGGAACCAUAUUCAGAAUUACCCCAGCCAACGACACUACCGUCCAUGGUGAGUACAGUUGCCGUAUCGCCAUUCGUGGAGAGCUGUUUUACGCCAUCAAAUCUGCCAAAAUCCCAUUCAACUUGCUUGAAUGUGUGACUAAGUGAAUGAUUAAAUGAUCGUCCGAGUUGAUUGUCUGUAUUGAGACCGGCGCUGAGAACUGUAUGACGGGUUGUUAAAUAAACGUUGGAUAAACUACUGUGUGCUGCUUCUAGCCUUUCGUUCAAAUUUGGUACUGGAGUUGGCUUCUCAAUAGACGAAACACUCUCAGGGUGUCCAAGCUGACCGUAGGAGUUAUCGCCUGAUACUAACGGUCUACCAUUUUCUAGCUUAACUCUGAAAUUGUUAAUUUCCUCAAAUGUCCGAUGUCGCUUCACCGAGUUGACGAUAGUUCGUAGCAUAGAUUAAGCCUCAUUUGUGAGAUUCUCUUUAGAUUUUAAUCGUUUUAUUGUGUGUAAUAGAUAAAUUGAGUCAUAGAUAAUAGUGACUCAUGAAGUCGAUAUAUUUAAGUUACUACUCAUCAUACCCGUCAUUUUACUUUAACUAAAUCUAUGGCAGGAAAUACUCAUAAAUUCAAUCAAGUCGAUGUAUUCACAGAUACUCCAUAUUAUGGCAAUCCAGUCGCAGUCGUUACUGUGAAUGGUAGCUUAUCAGAUUCACAAAUGCAACGUUUCGCGAAUUGGACAAACCUCAGCGAAACUACCUUCAUCACACCAUCAGAUAAAGCAGAUUACUAUCUCAAGAUAUACACACCAGCUAGUGAACUCCCCUUUGCUGGUCACCCCACUUUGGGUUCAGCUUACGUCUAUUUGAACUCACUUAAGGAGGAAGAACGUCAAGAUCUCAAGAACAAAGGCGGAACUAUCACACAAGAGUGCGGAAUAGGUAUCGUACACUUAAAAUGGGACUAUAGGACGAAUUUGUUGUCUUUCCAGGCACCGCCUCUUCUUAGAUCUGAUGAUGUUGAGCAAGGUCACGUAGAGAAGGUCUGCAAAUGUAUGGGUAUAAGUCGCGAUGAUGUUAUUGAUGCGAAAUGGGUCGAAAAUGGUCCACCUUGGUUUGGUAUACAACUCAAGAAUGCUCAGAAAGUGUUAGACGCUGCUAUAACAGAUAAGGAAAUUGUUUCCGGUCUCUACUUUGGCUUAUUUGGUGAAUAUGAAGAAGAAAAAAGUGAUGUAAAGUUUGAAGUGAGAGCUUUCGCGCCUCUAGCUGAUGGAGUAGGAGAAGAUCCUGUGACAGGAUCAUUUAAUGCUGGUAUCGCAAAAUGGCUACAAAAUCAAACGCCAAAACAUUACUUCAAUUCCCAGGGCACAAAGCUUGGCAGAAGAGGUAGAGUCAGCGUAACAGAAGAGGGCGGUGAAAUUUACAUUGGUGGUAAUGUUUCAGAAUGUAUUGCUGGUAAUGUAAUUAUAUGAAGAGACGAAAGUAACUUUAGGUUUGAGUAUAGUAUUUUAUAUUUUAAACUACGUCUAU